ACAAGCCUUCAGUCGCGGCGCGAACAUGCUCGCGUGUAGUUGGGCUCAGAGCUAGGUCCUCGCGCGAAAUGGCGGUAACUUUCCGAUAACUUUCGUAUCGUAAUACGCACUAACAUAUCUUUGUAUGUUUACACAAACUAUUGAAAUAAAGUGUGUUAACGACUGAAUAACUGAAGUUUUGUUGUAUUUAAAAUUGUGUUGGACAAUUUAUUUGAAAAUUUGACUGAAGAAGAGUUUACAAGAGUUUCUUGCAAGUGCAAUGAAGAAACUGAGACUACCAGAGCUUCCAAAUCGGUACUGAGAAAUAUUCAAAGUUUUAUUUCUACCAUGAAAAAGUUAAAGAAGGAGGCAUAAUCCAGCGGUGAAAUGUAAACGAAUUCCAAUGCCGGGUCUGAAAGAGAACGUGUCAUAGACAAUGCACAGCCUCCUUGGAGCGGCUGUUGUGUCGGCAUUACUGCAGAUACUUCUAUCUUACACGGCCGUGAGCGGCGUCAGCUGGGAGGAAUGGUGGACCUACGACGGCAUUUCAGGUCCAGCAUUCUGGGGGUUGAUCAACCCAGAAUGGUCGUUAUGCAACAAGGGGAGGCGACAGUCCCCGGUCAACUUGGAACCAGACAAGCUGCUGUUCGACCCCAACCUACGAUUUUUACACAUAGAUAAACAUAGGAUAAACGGUCUAAUAAGCAACACAGGCCACUCAGUGAUCUUCACUGUGGAGAAUGAGACUCGACACCACAUCAACAUAACAGGAGGCCCACUCUCCUACAAGUACCAGUUCCAUGAAAUUCACAUACACUACGGCCUGCACGACCAGUUUGGAUCAGAACACGCCAUAAAUGGAUACACCUUUCCUGCAGAGAUUCAGAUAUUCGGUUUUAAUUCACAAUUGUAUUCAAACUUCUCCGAGGCACUGCACAAAGCUCAAGGAAUUGUUUCAAUAUCACUAUUGUUACAGCUCGGAGAUUUAUCAAAUCCAGAACUGAGAGUUCUGACAGAAGAAUUAGAAAAUAUCAAAUACGGUGGUGCGGAAAUGCCGGUGAACAAGCUAUCGGUCCGGGGGCUCCUGCCGGACACGGACUACUACAUGACGUACGACGGCUCCACCACGGCGCCCGCCUGCUACGAGACCGUCACCUGGAUCAUUGUCAACAAGCCCAUCUAUAUCACCAAACAACAGUUGCACGGCUUGAGGCGGUUGAUGCAAGGCGACGCCAGGCACCCCAAGGCUCCCCUCGGCAACAACUUUAGGCCGCCCCAGCCUCUCCACCAUCGAGCCGUGAGGACCAACAUUGACUUCGAUCUUAGCAAGUAUCCUGGGAAGACUUGUCCGAGCAUGCAUCGAGACAUGCAUUACAAAGCCAAAAGCUGGACACAGUAUUGAAGCUAAUUCCACUCCGGUAGGCAUUCAUAGCAGCUACGUAGAAAUAUACAUUAACUAGUACAUAAGUUUGUACAUACCUCUUGUACAGUCUCGUUUACAUCCCGCUUAUGAUAAAUGGAGCAACAAAAUAUAUUUUAAGUGUAAUAUAUCCAAUCUUAGCGCUGAUGUUAGACUUAGAAUAAUUGUGAUGAGUGACUUUCGUUGGGUAAAUGUUACCUAUAUUUUAUUACGGCCUCUGAUUAAGUAGAUUAUGAUAGAUAUUUUCGGAUAGAUUGUUCAAACCAUGCCAUCGGUUUUGCUGUAGUAAAUUGUAUACUUAAAGUAGGAAAAUUGAUCCCUAGAUUGUAUAAUAAUUAGGUAUGUC
Helicoverpa armigera (cotton bollworm) is the source of this 1745-nucleotide messenger RNA. RefSeq names its product carbonic anhydrase-related protein 10. The coding region runs from base 416 to 1381 and encodes 321 amino acids. Lineage: Eukaryota; Metazoa; Arthropoda; Insecta; Lepidoptera; Noctuidae. The record is from RefSeq and is a predicted model, not a curated record. Gene Ontology annotation, molecular function: carbonate dehydratase activity; zinc ion binding. The transcript has 11 exons.